CAGUGGUGCAAUAUCUAACUUAGACAAGUCGAGUGUGAUGUGGAAACUUGAAACGUGCCCUGCUCAUACACUGGGAAUGAACCCUUCACUGAGCUCCCUCCUCUCCUCUCCAUUACUACUACAGCUGGUGGCUCCACAUGCGCGGCGCUGCUCCGUAGCCUUCACUGAGCACACCGGCUCCAGCCUGCAGGUAUGUCGGCCGGUGGCUCUGACGGGAAGGCGGCUGGGCCAGCAGAUCCCGCUGCAGAGGAGGAAGCUCUGAGUCAAGCCGGAUCCUCGCUGGCAGCUGUCGAGCUGCCAAGGAAACGAAAGGGAGAUGCGGAGGACAGGUCAGACCCCCACGUACGGCAGAGCCUUGACUUCCCAAUGGAUGAUGAUCUCAGCAGAUCUGAAGGAGAGGAUACUCAAAUCAAAAUUAAAUGCUUCAGGGAGCCUCACAGCCAGAUUGAGAAGCGGCGGAGGGAUAAAAUGAACAACCUCAUCGACGAGCUUUCUACCAUGAUCCCCGCCUGUCAGCCCAUGGCGCGGAAACAUGACAAACUCACUGUGCUGCGAAAGGCGGUGCAACACCUGAAAGCCCUCAAAGCUGGGACGAGCAGCGCCUUUACAGACACCACCUGCAAGCCUUCCAUCCUGCCUCACGAUUACCUCAGGCACCUUCUGCUCAGUGCUGCAGAUGGUUUCCUAUUAGUUGUUAGUUGUGACCGGGCGAAAAUCCUGUUCAUCUCCGAGUCUGUGUCCAAGAUCCUCAACUUUAAACGGUUGGAGCUGACUGGGCAGAGCCUGUUUGAUUUCAUCCACCACAAAGACAUCAGUAAGGUGAAGGAGCAGCUGGCGUCAUCAGAGCCCUACCCUCGCCAACGCCUCAUCGAUGCUGCCACCGGGGUUCAGCUCCAGGCAGAUACUCCGGCCAGACCGUCCAAUCUGACCAGCGGAGCCCGGAGGUCCUUCUUCUGCCGGAUGAAGUACAGCCGGGUGGUGGGGAAGCACGAGGACAAACAUUUGCUGCCGAGUACUUCCAAAAAGAAAGACACUAGCAGAUACUGCACCCUCCACUGUACCGGAUACAUGCGCAGUUGGCCAAGCAGCCAGCAGGACUCGGAGGAAGACGCCGACAAGGAAACGUCGAACCUGACCUGCCUGGUGACCGUGUGCCGCCUCCUCUCCCACUCGUCCCAUCAGCCCCCCAAAGACGUCAAGGUCAAGCCCGCCGAGUUCAUCACCCGCUGUGCCAUCGACGGCAAGUUCACCUUCGUAGACCAACGAGCGACUACCGUCAUCGGUUAUUUGCCGCAGGAAGUUCUCGGCACCUCGUGUUACGAGUACUUCCACCAGGACGACCUGCAGCACCUGGCAGAGAAACAUAGGCAAGCACUUCGAAGCAAAGGGAAGAUCGAGACGCCGUGCUACAAGUUCAAAACAAAAUACGGCCCCUACGUUUAUCUCCAAAGUCAGUGGUUUAGUUUCACGAACCCAUGGACCAAAGAAGUUGAGUUUAUCGUGUCUUCAAACAGGGUCGUCUCGGGGCCUAAUCACACGAAAGAAAAAGAAGCAGCCAGCUCAAAAGCACUUCAAGAGGACACAAAACAAUUACCCAUAAUUCCUGGCCUUGCCAGCAGUGUGGGGACGAUGAUAUACGCAGGCAGUAUAGGGACCCAGAUUGCAAAUGAACUCGUCGACACUUACAGGGUGAACUCUUCUCCAUCAAGCGGAGCUUCCAGUCCGUUUGGAGUGGCCCAGGAGAAAUGUCCACUGGUUUCUCCUCAAACCAACAGGAGUGUGUCCAGCAGAGACGAGGCAGCAGGCAGUUCAUCAGUGUCCCACUCCGACUCGGGGACAGGAGCCGGCGCUAGCAGUGGAACUUCUGAAAGUACAGGUGAGCCGUCCCAGCUGGACUUGGACAACAUGGUGGUGCCGGGCCUGAGCAGCUUCAGCAGCGAUGAGGCAGCCAUGGCGGUCAUUAUGAGUUUGCUGGAGACGGAUGUAAACAUGGGUCAAUCGGGGGACUUCGAGGACUUACACUGGCCUUUCUAGAAGGGGCACAGACUCCCCGCUCCCUUUUUAAACGCUCUUGUACCGCUUGCAGAGAAAUGGGACUUUCAGUCGCUCAUCUCAUGACCGACUGAUCUGGCCUUGCACAAUUGAACCCACUGAACAUGUACCAAAGGUUGCAAACAUGUCGCACUUAAGAAAGCCUAACAGACACUCGACAAGGUAAUAGGAAUUAUUACGACUGUGAUUAUCCUGUUGGUCCCCCCUGGCUUUAAGAGAAGUUUGGUUUGUGUCCCUAAAGUCUGCGGUGAUUCAGUGUCUUCCUCAGAGACGCUUAAACGCAGACUCUCUACACUAGGACGGUUUAUCCUCUGCCUGCUCCCAACAAGUGAGCGAGGUCUGGAGGCGAAUCAGACUCCUGCCACGUGCAGCGCUGCUAGUGAAACUCCUCAAACCUUUGACAUCUGCGAAACCUUUGGUACCCAGUGAUGACUUACAUGUUUCUCACAACAUGGUCUGAUUGUUCCAUGUUUUUUUUUUUACGCUGUUUUUUAAUGAUCCCCUACAGAAAUAUUUAAGUUAUAAGUGAAAAUGCUCUGCAGAGUAAUGUUUGUCUGAUAUUGUCUAAAUAAAGUACAGAGGAAUGUUUAGGAAAGAACCCCUUUCCUUACAUGAUUGGGAAUCGAAGACUAUUUGAUUAUGCAACCGUGGAAAUGUAUCUGCCCCACAACCCCGACCACUACAUGUCCAGUUACAGCCCGUUUGAAAGAUUCUGUAUUUUAUAUUCAAAAAUGAUUCAAAAGUCAUGUCUGUCAUUCAAAAGAUUCAAAAGUCAUACACCCGCCAAGUGUUUAAUGAUCCUGUAAGAUUUAUUUUAAAGGAAACAUGUUUCAUGUUUCGUCCUACUUUAGGGCUGCUUCUAAAAAGAUCAAUACUUGAAUAAUAACUCCUGUUUACAGUUUUGGUCCCAGUUAGCACUGAAACUUUCUACCAACUUUCCACCAAACCUAGCACAAAUACCAACAAAUCUAUGUCCAUGAAAGAAGCUUAAAGGGAUAGCGGUGUGCUGAAGUAGUGCGAAAAACAGUUUUUCAGUAUGCGUUUACGGCAAAAGCGCCGUAAAUAAGCUCAGCCGUCAUCAUGUCUUUGUAAGUUCAUAUUGAAUUUACAUCAGUGUGAGCUCCACAUAAAGACACAGUCAGACAUGCACAAACACACUGUGCUGUGCCUGCCCAUUGCUCAGCUGAUUCUGUCUCGUCCCUGUAACGCAUGUGUUACUACGCCCCUGUAAGUUACAGAGGGGGGAUCGCUUCAUCCCCCCAUUAUUCCCAUUGUGACAUUUAGAUUAAAAGUGAAACGUAACAGGGAGGUACGCAUUGCGACUUGAAACAGCAGUGUGAACAGGGCUAGCAGGUUGCUAGUGGAAAAGGAAAGCGCUGUGAUUUCCUUUUAAAGGUAGCGUACAUUUACCCCAAAGUUGUUUUCAGCUUGGAUUUUCUUCAAACUUUUUGGAAAUUACAUGGAGCAAACAUAUGCUACAAUACAUAGCCUAGCUUCCUCGCCUGCACUCAGGCUGUUUUCUCCAUGUGAGCCAAGGUGACCAACAUCUCCGGUGGGCUAAUUGACUUACUAUUGACAAUCACCUCAUUUCAAAAAUAAACCAACUAUCCCUUUAAAAUAAACAUCACGUGCAAACAUCUCAAAUCUUAGCAAAUGUAUUUGUGAAAUAUCUAGUCAAACAUAUCUCAUUACACUUAUCAUGAGCCACAUUCACCAGGCAGGUCCAGAUAAACAUCUUAUUUCAAGGUUAUAAAAAGCUAAGAACAAGGCCUGAUUUGCUUGCAAUAAGUAAAAAAUAUCUGCAAAUGGGGCCAGCAAAUUUGACUUUUUUAAGGAAGAAUGGGUGACUUUUUGAUUCAGUAGAUGUCACCCUUGAGCACCAGCAUUAAACCAAAACAAACUGCUCCGCCAUACUGAAGCCUCCGCUCUCCUCCAGCAACACACCUCCAACCUCUCUCCACUUGUGUUCACACAAAGGAGUUAUCAAUUAGAACGCACUAUAAUUAAGCAGCGGACUAAAUUGUCUUUUGCUCGAGCUGCAAUCACCUCUGACCUGCAUUGCUGUGUUAGCAUGCUAAUGUUAGCACACUUUGGUUAACUCGUAGCUUCAUAUUUCACAUACAUUUACACAGAAUGACCGAGAUCUAAAGACACUCACAUGACAUCCAAAUAAGCAGCGAGUAUGUUAUUCUUCUUUUCUCUAGUCCUUGACUAAAACACGAUGUAAACACGGCUCUGACAACUGUAUAGCCGGUGAGACUCACGCCUCCCACUCAUUGUAGUCAGACUCAGAAAGACAUGACACAGGAUAUACUUGUUUUCUGCUGUAUUUAUAGUGUAUGUAAUAUGUCUGCCUGAAGUGUGUUAGUACAUCUCAUUUCAAAGAAACCUAAGCAAAGCAUUGGCUGAUAUUUUUUAACUUAUCACAAGGAAUCACGCCAUUGUCUCUUUAUUUUAACACUUUGAAGUGCGAUGUUUAUCUGGACUUGUAAAGUGAACAUAUAACAGAUAUUAGACAAAUGCACUUCUAAGAUUGGAGCUUUGCAGUGUAGCUUCAGUUUCAAAAGUGUAACUACUCAUUGCAACCUUUACAAAAGAAGUAGAAAAACGGAAAAUGGAGAAAAAACAAAUUUUCAGUGAUGGUGGUCUUUACAAGGAGUAUCUCUCUAAGUUUCUGUUUCAGUUUCCAGUGUGCACUAAAUGACUGAGCCCUCUUAUGCCUAUACUGCGUGAUCACAUAUCAUAUUGUUCUCCAGAGAGCUCUGUGAAGGUCCAGGUCAUGGAGAAAUAAGGAAGGUUUACGACUGCUGGGAGAAUGUGUUCCAGUGUUGACAAGGGACAAGCCAACAUGUUUGUUUUGGGAGGAUUGGUUUUAAUACUCUUGUGUCUUUUAUACCUCCACACUUCACCCAUUGUGUAGCCCCUAAAUUGUAUUGAAACAGCCUAUCACUACGCAGAAGUUAGCCAUAGUAUUUGUAUUACUAGGGAGGCAGUAAUGUUGCAGUUGAUCUAUUUCUGAAUGUCCGAUUACAUCAACUGUGUCUUUAAAAGAAACUCCACCUUAAAGCAUGUCUUUUGUGUCUAAACAGCCAUCAGUGGAGUUGAUUUGUAUCUUUUUCCCCCCUUUACAGAUAAAGAUACUGGUAUAUUCUUAAAGUCUUGACAAAACAACAGAGUUUAAUAGCAAAACAAGUUUGACCUUGAAGAAAACGUACAGUUCUAGACGCUUUGAGAACAAUUUUAACGUCCUUAUUACCUUAAAAAAGCCCAUAAUGCAUUGCAACUACAGGUUGAGGUAGCAGCAAAAGGUUGUGAUCACGAUCAUCUUGAAACACAUUAUCAAAACAUUUUUCUUUAUGACUUAACUUGAAAAACCAGUCGGUCAAAGCCAGUCCCUUGUGGUUACCAUAGGGAAAGUGAGCCCCUGUAAAUUAUUUUAUCAAAGAUAAACUCUUGAAAUGUACGCAGUAUGUGAGGGUGGAUUUUUUUCCUUUUUAAGCUCGGUGACUGGCCUUCAUACAGCACAUGUAAACUCUGGUUAUAUCACUGGUUCCUCUAAUCUUGAAAGCAUAAUGUGAUUGUGUUGCCUUGAACUUGUUUCGGAAAAGGUGUAAUUAUAAGUCAGCCAUUAUGCACUGUCCUUGGCUUUAAAAGCGGAACUGUUGGUACUGGACGCUAUUUGCUGUUGCCAUCAGUGCCAUUUUAAAUGGGCACACUUAAAGCAUAUUGAGCAUGCCCUGCUAUCAAAAGAGGAAAUGUCUGCUAUUUGUAUGUACAAAUUGUCAUUAAUGUAUCUGCUGUAAUGAGGAAUGGAGGUUGAAGUAUUUGAAAGUAAAGCAUUUUUACAUAAAAGGUCUGAA
Molecule: messenger RNA, 5912 nt
Organism: Labrus mixtus (cuckoo wrasse)
Lineage: Eukaryota; Metazoa; Chordata; Actinopteri; Labriformes; Labridae
Product: basic helix-loop-helix ARNT-like protein 1
Exons: 18
Coding region: 193-2034 (613 amino acids)
Biological process (GO): regulation of transcription by RNA polymerase II
Cellular component (GO): aryl hydrocarbon receptor complex; nucleus; transcription regulator complex
Molecular function (GO): protein dimerization activity; DNA-binding transcription factor activity, RNA polymerase II-specific; RNA polymerase II cis-regulatory region sequence-specific DNA binding
Source: RefSeq, a predicted model, not a curated record